CCCGAAAAACACAACUUACCUAUGUACCUUCAAUCUUCGAAGCUACAAGGUAAGGUCGCCGACCUUUCGCUCUUUCGUUCCAUUUUUGGUCAAAAUAUUUUUAUUUAUUUUCUCUUUCUUUUCGCCCAAGCAAACUACAAAUCUAGGUAUUCAAAGAGUUGAAAUUCCUGCUGUGUUCUGCUUUGUUUCCUUCGCCGUAAUCUGUGGAGCGUUAACUUCUUCCGGGACGACGACAAAGACGACUACGUUUAAUCAAUGAGAGCGGAGGUGAAUUAGAGUAGCUUCUAAGUUUACCUUUGUGCAAAGGAAAAUUCGUUGACUUGACAUACCAGCAUUAUGGAGACAACAAGCCUCUGCCGAGAUGGCCACUUAUUGCAGAAUAUGGUUUUGCAUUUCGUUCUCCUUAAGGUGGCUUCUCCAAAAUUUGUUAUGACAGACUUGCGCGAUACUAGUCUAGGAUAUAGUCUUUCUGUAAAAAAUUUGUAAAUAGUAGUUGCCUGUAGAUAAAUGGAGUCAAGCUGGGUUAAAGUGUUAGAUAAUGGCUGUAGGACUGCUGCAGACGACUCAAAAAGCGAAGUGGCAUCUCAGUGUGUGGCAAGUAUAGUUGAAGCCCGCAGUGAGAAGCUUGAGGAGCUAUUAUUUCAACCAAACUGUAACUCUUUCUAUAACAAGCUUGGGAAGAGAAAAAGGACUGUAGACUGUGAGUCUAAUUGCGGAUCACAUCUUAAGACAUCGAUACUUAAGAACUACUCAAAUUUCAUGAAAAGUGGACUACCACAACGUGUUUUGUUUCAUCAAAAUGGUGAAUGGAAUGAUUUCCCUCUAGAUAUUGUUUGUUUAGUUAAAGAAGACUUCCGUGCAAAGAAGGCUGUGAUUGAGGUGAACUGUGGUGGCUUUCAUGUAAUCCUUGAUAUUCUGUAUAUGAUUCAGGUAGAUCUGAUAACUGGUUUAGAGAAACCUAUCGCCUGGAUAGACGAAGCAGGUGGCUGUUUCUUCCCUGAGUUAUGUCUCGUCUGUUGUAAAAUGCAUGACAACUUUGACAUCCAGUCACAAAGAACUGAAUAUUUCAGUACUCCUGAGCCGGAUAGGGCAACUAAAAUUAAGUUGCAUCUUGAAAUAGACUUUCAUGGACCAAAUAAUUGCAAUUUGGAAGAAUGUGUGGAGGAGUCAAAUGUCAGUUAUAAAAGGACUAAAGUCGAUCCUCUUAAAGAUAAUCAAGAAUUUGCUGAUGAUAAAAUUUCUGAUGCAAAAAUGGAAAUAGUUGUAGACAAUCAACAGAAUCAGGAAAUUCUGUCUCCUAAAUUAGAAGAUGCACUAAAUUUGGUGGAUGCAGAAUCUGUUAAAAAUAUGUUUGUUAAGGGAAUAAAUGGCAUCCAUAAAGUGGAUAUAGUCAAAGUUAGUCAAUGUUCAAGUAAAUAUUUGAGAAAUCGCUUGGAAUUGUUUGAGAAGCUGGUCGAGAUAACCCAAAAUUAUCGUGGAAAUUCCAAUGUUCGGUAUGCUUGGCUUGCUGCUUCCAAAGAGGUAGUAUGUACAAUUAUGAACUAUGGCCUUAUGCAUGGGGCAUCUAGACUGAAGACUAAUCUUGGAGUAGGAGUGCACCUCAUUGCACAGGAUCGUGCCUCUAAAAGUGCCGCUAGUUGUGAUGUUGACGAAAAUGGCGUUCGUUACAUGGUUCUUUGUCGUGUCAUUUUGGGCAAUGAAGAACUUUUGCAUUUCGGUUCUAAGCAAUCUCAUCCGAGCGAUGGGAAAUAUGAUAGUGGUGUUGAUGAUUUGGAGAAUCCUACGUAUUAUACUGUUUGGAAUAUGAAUAUGAAUACACACAUAUAUCCGGAGUAUGUUGUGAGCUUCAAGAUGUCUUCAGGAGCACAAGGAGCUCCAAUAAGGGAAGAAAGUAGGCUUGAUGUCUCUGGAGUUACUUCUCAGGGAUCUGAGGAGCAGUUGGACUUGAAUAAAUUGCCUUCAGAAAUGAAGUGUCAGCAAUAUCAGUUUGUAAACAACCUACAGCAAUCCCAUGAUGUUGGUAUAAGUACAAAUAAAUCUCCCAAAUCUCCCUGGAUGCCUUUCUCUAUGUUAUUUGGAGCUAUUUCAGCUAAAGUCGCUCCUGAAGAUAUGAAAUUGGUUCAUGCACACUAUGACUUGUUCAGGAGCAAGAAAAUUACUCGGAAUGAUUUCAUUAAAAAGUUGAGAUUGAUAGUGGGUGAUCAGUUACUGAAGUCUACCGUGACCAAUCUCCAAUGUAAGCCGUCUCCCGCAUCAGUGUGCUCUUCAAGUGUGCCAAGCGGGGAGCUUAAUUUUUGAGGCUGGUACCAGAAGGGUGGUUUGCUGCUUGGUGGUCAACAGCUCUACCUUCAACAAUCAUGCAGCGUAGUUACUUCUUCGCUCUAGUUUUUUUCUUUUCUUUUGUUGGUAGUUAAUGUAGGUUGAAUUUCGUUGAAUUUCUUCGACUCUUUUGUGACUAUAAGCAGUGGUGUCAGAACUUGCGCCUUUUCUUCUUCUAUAUGCGACUUUCAUUCUCUCCUAUCUGUGAUGGCAAUAAUUGAUGUUUGGCAUUUGACCAAUA
This is a messenger RNA of Nicotiana tabacum (common tobacco), 2560 nucleotides long. Its product is annotated as inactive poly [ADP-ribose] polymerase RCD1-like. Lineage: Eukaryota; Viridiplantae; Streptophyta; Magnoliopsida; Solanales; Solanaceae. Gene Ontology annotation, molecular function: NAD+ poly-ADP-ribosyltransferase activity. The record is from RefSeq and is a predicted model, not a curated record.